Mesorhabditis spiculigera is the source of this 1476-nucleotide messenger RNA. The record is from the annotation of a GenBank genome assembly. NCBI's taxonomy places the organism in Eukaryota, Metazoa, Nematoda, Chromadorea, Rhabditida, Rhabditidae.
AUGGCCACGAAGGUUCAUCAACGACCUUGCAUCGAAGCACUCGUUCAAAUUAUCGAUCUGUUCAAGGGGCAACUUACUGUGGAAGCCACUGGAGCUAAGAAGAAAUCAAUCGAGCGUCGUGUCGCUGCCAGCUACCAGCGUCCGCAUUUCAGCAACAAGCCUCGUGUGCGCUCUCGUUCUGUCUCGUUCCGCGGCCGUGACGAAGAGAUCCCACCGCCCAGUGUGGCCAACACUACAUACCAUGGCCAUUCCAGCCUUCGCCAACUGGUGCGCAACUACGGGGCUCCUUCCGGCAACGCCUCGGACAUCAGCCCCUCGCCCGGAAAUAAAUCCCGCUCGUCGAACUCGGCCACUCCCGGUACCAGCCGUAAGAGGAAGCCAUCGCUUUUCGACCCGUCGCCAUCCCGUACCGGCAGCACGAUGUACACCACUGCACCCGAGAGCUUUGAGACAAACGCCGAGCUUGCCUCAAAAUUUCGCGGAAUCUCCACCCUUGGUCCCAAGCAGCAAUUGGCCAACCAUCGGCCCGACUGUGAUCUCGUCAAGCAGGAGAGCAAGCUAUGCACCUGCCGUGGCAAGCAUUCGACCAAGCCCGGCUCGUCCUCUUGUGCCCCGCGUCGCCCGGUUUCGCCACUGACAAAGGGCCCGAUGUUCUCUUCCAAGACUCCUGACAAGACGCAGCCUUCCCGAUCCGCACUUCCCGGCCACAAACCAUCGUCGGAACAGCGCAAGCGCUCUGCAACCCCCGACCAGAAGGAGGCUGUUCUUUCGAAGCGUCGCACCGACUCUGUCUACUGCUCGCCAAGCAUGCAACCAUCUUCUGCUGGCUCCACUGCGCCCCAUUCCUCCUCCGCUUCGUCGACACCAUCUACUGGCCCGCUCACGUCGACUCCGAACAGCCAUCUGGCGCCCGAGUUUCAGCGUCUCGGUUCCACCAUCCAGGAGCCGCAACCGACGCCGAGCCUCGGGCACCACUCGGCAACUCCUUUUGGUCGCCACUCUCCCCCGAAAUCGCGUUCCGGCAGCCUUUCGCCGAACACACGGGCCAUCUACCAUCUCAGCGUCCCUUCUCCGGUUGCCAAGACGCAGGCCAGCGAGCGUCAGGGUCUCAUCUCUCCCGCCCCCACCCAGCAUAGCGAGACUCGUCUCGUCUCGCCCGGUUCCCAGCGCGUCACGAAUUUUGGACCCGCCGAACAGCUCGCCGACUCAUUUGCCAGGAGGGCACCAGCCAACGAGGCGCCCCCCGCUCUCAACGUCCUUCCGGAACGGCUCGCCCUCACCACAGCCGCGCCGAAGGCCGAAAUCAUCGUGAAGCUGGAAGAAGCCGAGAAACGCUCGGUGUUGGUGCGCAUCGUCCCGGAGUCGAAUCGCGCACUCGUGUCGAAUGGAUCGCUGGCCAGGAUGGUAUCGUGUCCCGUCGCUCCGUGCCGUUCGUCUAUACCACAUAGACUCGAGUGCACGAACCGGGCCUCUCUU